Molecule: messenger RNA, 888 nt
Organism: Pteropus alecto (black flying fox)
Lineage: Eukaryota; Metazoa; Chordata; Mammalia; Chiroptera; Pteropodidae
Gene: NANOG
Product: Nanog homeobox
Exons: 4
Coding region: 1-888 (295 amino acids)
Biological process (GO): regulation of transcription by RNA polymerase II
Molecular function (GO): DNA-binding transcription factor activity, RNA polymerase II-specific; RNA polymerase II cis-regulatory region sequence-specific DNA binding
Source: RefSeq, a predicted model, not a curated record
AUGAGUGUGGAUCCAGCUUGUUCCCAGAGCUCACCUUGCCCUGAAGCAUCCAGUUCUAGGGAACCUUCGCCAGUGCCUGAUAUUUAUGGGCCGGAAGGAAAUUAUGCAUCCUUGCAAAUGUCAUCUGCUGAGACACUCAACACGGAGACUGUUUCUCCUCUUCCUUCCAACAUGGAUCUGCUUAUUCAGAACAGCCCUGAUUCUUCCACCAGUCCCAACAUUAUCCUACCCACUUUCGUAGAGAACAGCACAGUGAAGAAGGAAGAGAAGGUCCAGAUCAAGAAGCAGAAGAUCAGAACUGUCUUCUCACAGACCCAGCUCUGUGUGCUCAACGAGAGAUUUCAGAGACAGAAAUAUCUCAGCCUCCAGCAGAUGCAGGAACUUUCCAACAUCCUGAACCUUAGCUACAAACAGAUUAAAACCUGGUUCCAGAACCAGAGAAUGAAAUGUAAGAGAUGGCAGAAGUACAACUGGCCAAAGAAUAGCAACUGCGCAAUGCGGAAGGGCUCAGCAACAACAGAGUACCCGGGGCUCUCUUCCUGUCACCAGGGAUGUCUGGUGAAUGCUUCUGGUAACCUUUCCAUGUGGAGCAACCAGACCUGCAGUAACCCAACUUGGAGCUACCACUCCUGGAACAGUCAGACCUGGUGCCCCCAAGCCUGGAACAACCAGGCCUGGAACAACCAGCUCUACAGCUGUGGAGAGGAAGCCCUGCAGCCCCAGAUCCAGUUCCAGCAAAACCGUCCUGUAAGUGAUUUGGAGGCCACCUUGGAAAUGGCUGGGGAAAGCUAUGAUGUAAUACAACAAAUCCCCAAGUAUUGUAGUGUCCAGCAAACCAUGGAUUUAUUCCCAAAUUACUUUAUGAACGUACAGCCUGAAGAUGUGUGA